Daphnia magna is the source of this 5173-nucleotide messenger RNA. RefSeq names its product protein sprint (gene spri). Gene Ontology annotation, cellular component: cytosol; endocytic vesicle. Gene Ontology annotation, biological process: vesicle-mediated transport; signal transduction. Gene Ontology annotation, molecular function: small GTPase binding; guanyl-nucleotide exchange factor activity. The record is from RefSeq and is a predicted model, not a curated record. NCBI's taxonomy places the organism in Eukaryota, Metazoa, Arthropoda, Branchiopoda, Diplostraca, Daphniidae.
CCCCCUUUGGGGCUCACACACUCGCAUAGAGUGCGCGUAUGAGAUAUUUUCUCUGUACGCCGCAAGGCUCGCAGUCUGUGAUGAACCCAAGUCGUGUUCAGUCGUCGUUUAUUGUGUUGAAUCCCCACGCCGUUUGGUCGUAUCCCACGUUUCAUUUCACUCCACAUCUAAACGAAAUCUGAUGGAUAACUUAAAGUAAAACAAUUGAAAAUCGUCUGUGUGUGUGUGCUUGAAAGAGUUGUCAGUGUGUACGGCGAAAAGAGAUUUACUUUGUUGUUGGCAGACGCUUUGGAUUUUUGUGUGUGUGUGUUGCCCCACCAUUAAGAGGGGAAAGGGGGUAGUAGAGAAUUUCCCCAGUGUGUACGAAGAAGAACACACACACAUACACACACACACACACACAAGAGAAUAACAGCACGAAAAGAAAGCCAAACACGGCCGUGGACUAUGUCAUGUGCAUCCAGCAGUCCGGUUGGUUUCGUCGCAUCACAUUUCUCAGCUCAAAAUUCUCCUGUUUUGACUUCAAUGAAAUCGGGCGAUGGAAGUCAGCCAUCACCUGCUCCUCGUUCAUCUUCUUCCUACAUGCUGAUGUUGAACAGCUUUGCGUCGGAUCUGGAUUCCAUCCUGAGUGACUUGAGUACCAGCCCUACUCUUCGAGGGAGUCAAGAACUGGUUGGAUCGCCGGAUCGAAGCGCGUCCGAAGUCGGGAAUAGUCCCGCGGUUUCCUGUCCCGACUUGCCCGCAUUCUCACAGUCGUGCGGUGAAGAUGCGGUCGACUCUUCAGAUAUUCCGCUACUUGAGAGACUCAUCCGAAGUCAUCCCAUUUGGUAUUUGCCCAAUAUCCAACGGGUAGCAGCCGCCCAGCUCCUUCAAAAUCAAGAACAAGGCGUUUUUAUUACCCGACAAUCCAGUCAGCCGGGCACAUUAGCGUUAUCAGUUAAAUUGACAUCUACCGUGCCGGAAGCUGGAUCUCGCCUUAGUAUCGGUGCUGCCUUUAUAGGCGCUGGUGUCCAGCAUUAUUUGAUUGAAGCCGCUGAAACUCCUCAAAACGGUGUCCGACUCGAAUCGUCUGAUUUCGUGUUCGAUAACUUGCCUGCCCUUUUGGCACACUAUUGCCAAUGUUGUGACGAACUACCCGUCCGUCUCAAAUUGCCGGCCAGAAUUCGCAAUUGUUCGAACCGUCCAAGUCUCACUUCUUUGGCUUCAUUAGGACAAGAAUUUUGGAACACGGGUGAAAAUAUUUUAACCAUUUCAACUAAAAGGGCACCACCAGUGCCGCCAUUAAGACUAUCCACAUUCGAACCGUUGCUUCCAGCGACUACUCCUACUACGCCCGAUGACCGGAAGAGUCAUUCACCUCGAUUGGAAGCUCGUGGUUCAGAGCCAGUGCCUCCGCCACCUCCCCCACGUUGGUGCAAACCUCAAUUGGCUAUUACGAAUUUCAAUCCUUCAUCGGAUUCAUCACUCGAGCCGGAAUCGCCCGUUUCUCCUAUUGACACCCCGUCGUUGUUGAAAGAAGUUGUUCCAGUUAUCGAGGAACAGCCACCGAUAAUCAAAAAGGAAGUUAAAAGGCACGUACAGAGGCGGAGGAAACCGCGCCGGAGAAGAUCGACGGCCCCGUUGUCUCCGCAUUGCCAUCACAGCAGUUUGGCGGAUAAAGCCAGCGAUUAUGAAGAUAUUUGGGGCACAUCACCCGGCGCUAGCCACGAUGAAGGUGAAGACGCUGAUGAAGGAUACGAUCCUCCACCACGGCCCGUUAUACUGGCCAAUGAAGAGGAUACGGCAUUAAGUGAUCGGCCGGAAGAUGAGAUCUGUCAUGAGAAUUAUUCUAGCACAAGUAGCAGUUCGAAUUCGACGUUGGAAAAGAUGACGUCAGUCAGCCCGGAUCGCAGACAAUCACCGUCGAUUUCGAGUAGUCCUGGACCAGAGUCGUUAGUAGACGUCAUAGAGCCGGAAGAGAUUAAACCACCGUCGCCUUUCCAGCAAAAGGAAGAGCCACAGAGAUUAUCAGUAACAAUUAUCGAAAUUCGAAAUAGUCCGGUACUUGAAAUCGAUCGUCAACCGAUCCAGGAGGAUAAGAUCCAAAUGCAGGUGGAAAACAAGGAAAAUGCAGAACCGGAUACGACGGAAAUUGUUGCCCUAGUUCGGAGACGGACGAGCUGUAGUUCGACAGAAAGUCGAGGAGAAACAAACAGCCGGAGAACAUCUCCUCUUUAUUCCGAACCGGCGGAUGCUUUACCUCCGGAAUUAGCCUGGAAACACAAACAACAAGGACGGCCAUUGCCUGUGCCGCCUUUUCCAUCCGCACCGACAACUGAUUUUAGUACAUUUACUAAAGACGGCUACGUCCGUUGCACUCUGCCCAGUUUAACAGCAUCGCAAUCGAAUCCCAGGGUCAACGUAUUGCCACCAACUGGACAACGUCCCAUUGUAAACAACAAUAGAGGCAAGCAGGUUACUAUGCCCAAGCCUCCAGUUCCAUCGACCGGUUCAACUACCGGUUCAUCCAUCACGACAUCGUUGCCCAUCGAACAACGUAAAGCUUUUCCAUCCGUCAUUUAUCUCCCAGCGCCUGGAGAAGAUUCGAUUACCAUACAGGAAGUUUUGACGACCUUGUACCCAUCGGCGGCCUUGGGCACUCCAUCGCGAUCGCCUGUUCCACCUCCGUCACAUCCUCAGUUGACUCGGAAUGUGGCCACGUCUCAUCUGACAAAACAACGCGUUUCUGCUUAUGAUAAUUUACUAUCAGGCUCGGCUGGUGAUCUGGAGGAAGCGGAUGAAGAGCCGGAUGAAGGAGAUAAUGAUUCGAGUGAUGAUGGAACCGUCACUGAAUUCUCAGAGCCUUGGGAUAGCGCUCGAUGGGAUAGACUUCUUUCAUCGCCAUCUAGUAGCAUCCGUGGAGGAACUAGCACAAUAGGCAGACGGAAGCGUUCUCUCCAUCUUGCCCAGCAACAUACGCUCAAUACGGGCAGCUCGAAUUCGUCGGACGGCGGAAUUGGCACACUCAGUGAUUUUGAAACGCUCAGACCAAUCGAUCCAGCGACGUCGACAAAAUCGAUAAACGAGGUUGCCCGACCCCCUUCCGGUUCACAUGCUCCGCUUUCCCGCACCCGCAGUUUCAAGGACAAAAUGGACCCAUUGUUGGCUUCCCCUCGAUUAUUAGCCUUGCGUUCCACGUGUAACAGCCAAGCUGGCAGAAACCUUCAGGUAUUGAUUCUUCAAUUGGGCAAAGAUUGUACCACCACAUUUGGUAGGAGUUUGCAAAAUUUCCUGCAAUGCACACGUGAAGCCAAGGAGCAACGGGCAGCUGCUGUUCUCCGCAAUGUCCGUCAAUUCAUUUCGGGCAUCAAAAAUUUUUUAGUUCAACACGGAGAGCCUGCGUUUGACUCUGCAUUACUCGACAUCCGCUCCAAACUCAAAUCGAAUGAAUUUCUCAAUGUCGAUGUUGUGUUGGAACUUGUCCUACAUCAGUUGGUGACGCUCCCACUUCGGUCGCAUUUGUACAAAUUACUGGGCCAAGAAGCUCUCGCUGCUGGAAGUGUCCAGCAAUUACUUGCCGGAAUCCGAGUAGCUCGUGAGAUUCAUCCCUCAAGUUUAGGAUUGAAAGAAGGGCAAACGCCCCCAUCGACGGACAUCUUGGAACGGGCAACAGCCAGCAUGGAUAGGCUCCAGCGAGCUGCAUCUCCUUUAGACAAGUUGGAACAAUUACUUGACGCAUGUACUGCCAUCUACAACCACGCAGCCGAGACAUGCGGUGAUUCCGUAGCGGCUGAAGAUUUCCUUCCGUUAUUGGCUUGGCUGCUGGCCCAUUGCGGUUUCUCGACGGCUGAAAUGGAAGCGGAUUAUAUGUGGGCUUUACUCCAACCUUCAUUGUUAGCUGGCGAAGGUGGUUAUUUCCUAACGGCCCUAAGCUCGGCUGCCCAGCUUUUGAAAAACCUUCAGUCGAGGCCAGCAUCGCCGUCUGAUUGCGGCAGCUGGAUGGGCACGCUCACUUCCAUACCCGGAGGCGACGUCUCUUCGUGCACGUCCAUCUCGACAUCCAUCCAAACGCCUUGCGUUCUUCGAGUUCUGGUAGCCGAUGAGAACCAGAGCAGUUUAUUGGCCCGCACCGUUCCCCUACGGCCAUCCAUGACAGUUCGUGACGUCACCAAAUUACUAGCCCUCAAACUGCGACUAUCCAACCCUCAGGACUUUACAUUGGUGGCUCUGGUCGACGGCCAAGAGAUCCAAUUACCCGAAACGGAAAACCCUCAGACAUGGAUUUUGGGCAAUGCAGCAGCGACAGCGGUGGCGGCUGCGGCAGUGACGGCAGCCGUGAAUGGAGGAGGAGCAAUUGAUCGACCCUGCACAACGUUUGCCUUCCGGCGUCAGGAUGCCAAGAUAGCAUGGCCCAGACAGAUCAACGGCUAAAAAACAAAAACAAAUGAAUAUUAAUUUAAAGAGUUAGAAAGGAAAAAAGAUUAUUUUUUUAUCUCCAUCGUGACGACAUGAAAACCCUAAAAAUGGGAGAAAACCCAAAACAAAACAAAAACAAUUGGUAAUUUUCUCCCUUUUUGGAUGCAACCCUAAAUGGGCACGGGUGGCACACAUAUAUAAUAAAUAUACAUAACAACGUGUGUGCCACACCUAUUCGUGUCGAACGAGGGCAGAGACACGACACGGGCGUAUGAAUCACCUAGCACAGCACCUGGCACGUAGAGCAAAUCUGGUUUAUCUGUUGGACUGUUGCUGUUCUUUAUGUGCACCACUAUUAUUUUAUUACUGUACCACUACUAUCUGAAAGGGAUUUGUCAUGCUUCGCCCAUUUUUUUCUGUUUCUAUUUUACCUGUUUUUAUUUUUUUGGUUUGAACGAUGACGACACCUAAUCCGCGGUUUUUGAUUUUUUAUGCAGACGAUUUCUCUCUUCACUCUUCUUUUUUUCUUUCCAUUUUUACAUAUAAAGAAAAUGAAUCAGCAUAGAUGAUUCAUUGAAUGAAAGAAACGGAACUUUAAAAAGACAAAAGAUAGAAAAUGUUGAAUGCUCAUUUCGCCAUGUAAUGUAAAAAUAAAAACAUGUGUGCUCAUGUGUGUGUGACGUUAUAAACAUGGCUUCUAACACACCCUUUAUACAUAUAUAACUUCUUUUACCAAUUACUACAUGCCUGUGCAAAAAUAUAUUCAAGAGACAAUGUU